This is a messenger RNA of Odontomachus brunneus, 2193 nucleotides long. RefSeq names its product cytochrome P450 4C1-like. Gene Ontology annotation, molecular function: iron ion binding; heme binding; oxidoreductase activity, acting on paired donors, with incorporation or reduction of molecular oxygen. Bases 11 to 1126 code for a protein of 371 amino acids. Lineage: Eukaryota; Metazoa; Arthropoda; Insecta; Hymenoptera; Formicidae. The record is from RefSeq and is a predicted model, not a curated record. The transcript has 9 exons.
ACAUCGAAAAAUGCUAGCGUCAAACUUUAAUACAACCACAUUACGAGGAUUCUGCGAUAUAUUUAUAAAACAUGUUUCAGUAUUUAUGGGGGAAAUAGAAUAUAUGUUAAAUGACGAAGUAGAUUUAUUACAUCAUAUAACAAAGUGUGCGAUUGACAUGAUUUGCGAUAUUACGUUGAAUUUCGAUACGAGAUCACAAUUAAAGGAAAAUGUGUCGUAUGUUAAUAUAAUGAAAAGAUUAGCAGAAAUAUGCGGGUACAGAAUGCAAAAUAUGUUUUUAUAUUCUGAUAUUAUAUUUAAUUUUACACUUCUAAGCCGCGAACAACAGAGGCUUUUAAAUGUUGCAUAUUCUUUUGUGGAAGAGGUAAUACAACAAAAGGAAAACGCGAAAAAUAAUUUAGUUGGAAAUAAAAACCAAUCCGCUAAACCUUCAAGAAAAUUAUAUCUUGAUAUACUAAUGGAAGCAUCUGACGACGGCAAGAAAUUAAAUCGAAAAGAAAUUAUAGAUGAAAUCCUUACGAUUAUUGGUACCGGUUCCGACACAAUCGCAAAUACAUUAAAUUUUCUGAUGUUCAUGUUAGCAAAUUUCCAAGAAGUACAACAAAAAGUAUACGAGGAGCUGUUGGAAAUUUAUGGUACGCAAGAUCCAAAAUCCGCGCCCGUCAAGUUCGAAGAUUUACAGCAUAUGAAAUAUAUGGAGUGUGUUAUUAAGGAAACAUUGAGACUCUUCCCCGUUGCGCCUCUAAUAGGACGGCAACUUAAUGCAGAUUUACAAAUAGGAGAAUAUACUUUACCGAAAGGAGCUGAAGUUUUAAUAACAAUAUUAGACAUGCAUCGCAAUGAAAAGUAUUGGCCGAAAGCGUUGAUAUUCGAUCCAGACAGAUUUCUUCCGCAGAAUAUUGCAACUAUUCAUCCAAAUAGUUAUAUACCGUUUAGUUACGGUCCAAGGAACUGUUUAGGUAUAAAGUAUGCAAUGUUUUCUAUGAAAAUCUUCAUAGCAACAUUUUUGCGAACAUACAUAUUAAAGAUCGAUAAGAUGGUUAAAAUAGAAGAAAUAGAAGUGAAGCUAGCUGUUGUGUUAGAGCCCGUCAAUUCUUUGAAAGUCAGAAUUGAAAAAAGGAUGUGACAAUAUAACAUUAUAAUAAUAUACUAACAGAGGAAAUGGAUAUUUUUAUUAAUAUAAUUAGUGUAGGAAACAUUUAUUGUUACUUUUAACUUAAUUUGUACGUUUUGUAUAGAAUACUAUAAUAUAUGUAAUCAAGGCAAAAUUAAUAAUAUGUAUAAUAAAGACAAAAAUUUGUCUUCUUUAAAGGGAGAUAUAUUUUCCGAAUUUUAAACUUUAUUUUUUAUUUUUAAGAACUAACCUAUUUGCAAUAUGUACCACAAGACUUUCCAAAGUGUUACAACUAGUUGCCAGGAAAAUAAUUAUUUAAAUUAGUUCUACGACAAAGAUAAAAAUUUGUCUUUUUUAAAGGAAGAUAUGUUUUUUAAAUUUCAGCAACUCCAUCUACCACAAUGAUAAAUCACAUAAUAAACGUAUUUGAAUUGUGAUAUACCGAUAUAUCAUUUAUAAUUUGCCGUAUAUUUAUCAUUACGAUAAAUAUAAAUAAAUAACAAAUUAAAAUAAUUAAUUUAUAGUAUUAUGUAUAACAUUACAAACCAUCGGCGCAACAAAAAUUUAAAGACUAAAUAGUUGCUUUAUAUAUAACUGACUAGUUAGGUUAACAUAUAUAGCGCGAAAGAUUAAUAUAAAAAAACGAAGUUUAUUCUUGAUACAGUGUGCGAACUAAAAUGAAAAUGGAAGAAUCAUCAACUUGCAAUAUAACUUAGAUAAGAGAAUAAUGUAGUGUGUAUAUAGAGUUUCUUAGAACAAUCGUGCUAACGCUUUUGAGAACGUAGAAUAAAUUGAGGUAAUCAAAAAAUUCUAAUAUCAUUUUGUUAUAUUCAUAAUAAAAAGAGAAAAAGGCUUUUAACGCAAGUGUAAGCGAUUUAAAAGUGAAAAACUACCAGAACAACCAGAAGAAUGCAAGUGCUUGGAACGGGUACUCCAAAUUGGAACAACUCCAAAUAAAUAUUGCAUAAUUUGAUGGAUAAAACUUUUUUGAAACUAAAAUGUAAUUUUAUCAUCAAACAUACAUUGUUUUGUUAACUAUGUCUUAUUAAUGAUUUUCUGGUUUUCUUGUUCUAUUUAUU